This is a messenger RNA of Myotis davidii, 4913 nucleotides long. It is a transcript of the gene IFFO2, whose product is annotated as intermediate filament family orphan 2. NCBI's taxonomy places the organism in Eukaryota, Metazoa, Chordata, Mammalia, Chiroptera, Vespertilionidae. The record is from RefSeq and is a predicted model, not a curated record.
CGGGAUGACCUGGGCUCUAACAUCCACCUCUUGAAGGGGCUCAACGUGCGCUUCCGCUGCUUCCUGGCCAAGGUGCACGAGCUGGAGAGGCGCAACCGGCUGCUGGAAAAGCAGCUGGAGCAACAGCAGAGCGAACGCGAGCGGCGGCUGCGCUACAAGACACCGCAUGUUAUGAUUAUCUCCAUUUUGCAGAUAAGGAGACUAAGAACUAAAUUAUAUAAUUUGUCUAAGAUCAUGCAACUAGUAAGUGUGAAACCCUCUGCGUGUUUCUUCUCUCUGAUUUGGGAAUUAUUCCCAGAGUCCACUAGUGUUAAUAAACGGGGUCCCUCCCUUUCUCUAGGAAGCAUGCUUGGUAUUCUUUGGUCUUCUGAAACACAACAACUUCUCAUUUUACCCCCCGGCGGCGGCUCUCACCCGCAGCUCUAUGGCCGCUUGCCUGGGACCAUCUGGAGCUACACGCAGGUGCGGCGCACGGGCGGCGGCGGCGUGGAGACAGUGCAGGGCCCCGGCGUGUCGUGGGUGCACCCCGACGGCGUGGGAGUGCAGAUCGACACCAUCACGCCCGAGAUCCGUGCACUCUACAACGUGCUGGCCAAGGUGAAACGCGAGCGCGACGAGUACAAGCGGAGAUGGGAGGAGGAGCUGGCCAAGAGCAUGAACCUGCAGACCAUGGUGGACACGCUGAAGGAGGCGGCGCAGGAGGCCGAAGCCAUCCAGGAGGAGAUGAACGAGACGAUCGAGAGGCUGAAGGCCGAGCUGGUGGUGUUUAAGGGGCUCAUGAGUGAUCCCAUGACAGACCUGGACACAAAGAUCCAAGAAAAGGCCAUGAAGGUGGACAUGGACAUCUGCCGCCGAAUCGAUAUCACGGCCAAGCUGUGCGAUGUCGCACAGCAGCGGAACUCGGAAGACGUGUCCAAGAUCUUCCAGGUGGUCCCCAAAAAGAAAGAGCGUAAGGUGACUUCGGACGAUGACAUCUCUGAGCAGGACGGGGAGGUGAACCGGUUCUCGGAUGAAGAGGUCGGCUCUGUGAACAUCACAGACGAGAUGAAGCGCAUGUUUAACCAGCUGCGGGAGACCUUUGACUUCGACGAUGACUGCGACAGCCUGACGUGGGAGGAGAAUGAAGACACACUGCUGCUCUGGGAGGACUUCACCAACUGCAACCCAAGUAUCGACCUGCAGGGCGAGCAAGAGGAAAACUUGGGCAACUUGAUCCAUGAGACAGAAUCCUUCUUCAAGACGAGAGACAAGGAGUACCAGGAAACGAUAGGCCAGAUCGAGCUGGAGCUGGCCACAGCCAAGAGCGACAUGAACCGACACUUGCAUGAAUACAUGGAGAUGUGCAGCAUGAAGCGUGGCCUGGACGUGCAGAUGGAGACCUGCCGCCGGCUCAUCAAAGGCUCCGCAGCCAGGAAUUCCCCAUCCCCCAGCUCCGUGGCCAGCAGCGACUCAGGAAGUACAGACGAGAUCCAGGACGAGUUUGAGCGGGAGGCGGACGUGGAGCCCAUGGUCAGCUGAUGGCUGAGGCCCCCGUGCCUGGUGGUCUUGGUGAUGGGGCCUCUGCCCCUUCUCCCCACGAGGCCAGGAAGUCUCCUCGGAGUGGGGCUCCGGUCCUCACCACACGGACGUCCUCUGCCCUCCCUUCUCUGGAGGCCCCAAGGGACCGCUGCUUCCUUCCUCCCUUCCACUCACCAUCCACCCGUGCCCCUCUCCAUCCACCCACCCACGGAAUGGUGCUCUCAAUUUCUACUCUCCACGUUACCAAUGCAGACUUCUGUCCAGAUGAUGCCGUGUGAACCGUGCCUUUUCCCUUAAGCUGAGCCACUUUGAGCUCCAAAGAAUUAUUCGUAGCAGGUGUUUUUAUACAAAACUCUAAGGUGAGGGCGGGGCCCCGGUGUGGCAGAUUCUGGUUUUCUACCCUCCCACCUGCUCCUCCGAUUGGCUAUGACCUAUGCCCUCCCGUCCUCUGCUGGCCAGCACUGAUGGAGUGGGGCUUGGGGCGGUCCACGUCCACCCAGGACGGAGCUGUUUGCCUCUGCGAACCUUCCACGCCUGGGUGCCGACCUCCCAAGGGUUUUUUUCACUUACCAAAAGGGGAAAAAAGAUGGAAGGAGGGAGGGAAGACAAAUUCUUAGUUUCUUUUCGGAUCGAGUGGCACAGUGGAGGGACAAGGCACUGUGGGGGAAGGUGGAGCCUCACUGUGUUUAAACUACUAUGCAAAAAACAAAACAAACAAAAAAAGCAGCUUGCCUUAUAUAUUGUGGAAGGGAGGCCUCUCCCAGACUCAGGGUUUUCCCGUGGAGCUGGGAGGGAGGCCGCCGCUAGGGCCAUGUCUCUUGCAGCCUGUGAGGGGGUUCGGUCAAGGUCAGCAGAGGCCUGGGUCCUGCAAAGCCCUUGGCCCACCUGACUGUUUCCUUUCUUGGGACCUCUGUGCGUUGGGGGCGGGGGCGGGGGUCUUUUAUUGCCCUGAUGACUUGAUGUUUCCCCUCUGUUUCCAGCCGACUGUAAGGGGUUGGGGUCUGUAAUUUCUCUGUGAGAAAGCCUGAAGGGAGCCAGGCCUGCGUCACCCCUUCCCCAGUGGAGCCGGGUCAGGCCCGCCUGCUACCAUCUUGGUUCUCCACUGUGCCCAGUCACCCACUGUCGGGCCACUGGCAGGCACUGGGAAGGGAAGGGACGAGGAGGGAGCAAUGAGGGCUGCUGGCAGGUUGGAGGUGGCAGGAGGCGGCGCUCAGGCGAGAACCAUCCUUGUUUGACAUCUGCCAGCUUCUUUCCGUACUUAACUGACCCGUGGGGAGUAACUGAGCCAGUCUCUCCCACGGCCUGAGUGGGCCUGCGUUGGAGAGCGCUGCGUGAGGCCACCCGCCAAGUCCCAGCUUGGAGCCAGCUGACCAGGCUUUGCUUUUUUUCUUUUUUUUAAGUUUUUUUGUCCCCACUCCUGUGGGUAUGUUUGGCGAGUUUUGUUUUUGUUGGCCCAGCAGCUCCCCCUGGAGGUCAAAGAGCACACUGAGCCCGAGGACCAGCGCUCUGUACCUCCGGGGCUUAUGGCUCUUGGCACAAGAGGGGUUCUGGCUUCCGGUAGGUUGUGCCCCCCAGUCUUUCCUCCCCAGGGUACCAACCACCUCGAAGGGCCUUCUUUCUCUUCUGUUUCCCCUCCCUGUUUUGCAGUCUUAAAACCAUUGUACAUAAUAGUCACAUAAUAUAUAUAUAUAUGGAGAGAGAGAGAGCAAGCGUGUUAGUGACAGUGUGUUCUUUUUAUUUAUCACAACUUGGUGGCCUUUAUGGUUUUUUCCUAAUUUUCGUUUUUGUUGGGCGAAUCGUUCUGUUCCCCGUGGCCGUGUGGCCACGUGCCCAGCGAGAGGCGUCCGUGCCCAGCGUCUCCCAUUAGCGAACAGGCCCUUGGCAGGUACUAGGGGGGCGAUGGCUUCGGAGGAGGGCGGCCCCUCCCCCUCCUCCUUACCGACCCUUGUUCUAAAGGUUACAGGGUUCAAACGUACCUGGUGAUUAUUGCCGUUAUUGUUCUUGUCGUUUUAGUUUAGCUUUAUUUUAACCAAAGGUUAUCAGAGCCAGUUGGGCUUGGACCUCAGCUGCUAAAAAGAUUUUCCGUUUCCAGGAGGGCGGGGAGAUGACCCUGCAGGCCUCCGCCGUCCAGGGCUAAGGGAGAUGGUGCAUGGUGUGGGCAGACCGGCAGAGUGGAAGCUGGACCUGGGUGGUUCCUCCAGGUGGUGGUCGGGGGGUGGGGGCGGACAGGCCUAUCGUUAUAAAUAUGACAGUAAGGCAACAGUGUAUUUUGGGGGUAACUAAGGUGAUUGGUGUCCAGUGGUAUUAUUUUUUCUUUCCCCUUUGUAGACAUUUGUCACUGGGGACUAGAGGACCCUGAAUUUGUCCAAGGACUAUAGAAAUGGCAGGAGCCAGAGGCAGACACUGGCUGAGAAGUGUCCUCCCUGCUGGGGAGCUGGGAUUUGGGGCAGGUGGACGGGGCAGGGACUGCAAGGAUGUGGCCCACCUGCUUCCUGGGCAGGGUCCUGGGUCCUGGCCUGGCUGCCUCCCUCCCCACCAAGUUCUUCUCUGAGUUAGUUGCCAGUGGGCCCUGCUUGUCCCCUGCCACGAGCCCACAGCUUGCCAAGAAAGACCCCAACAUUCGCUGAGGCAGCACCGGGUCCAGAGGGGACACGCUGGUCCGUCCUUUGUAAAGCUGUAAAUACUUAAUUUUGGUUUCUACUUCUAAGCCCAGUGUCAUAUUGACAUUGGUAUUUUAGAUGGUUCUCAGAUGGGCUCUCCUGUGCUGCCCGCUCUCACCCUCCUAUUUUUGGGGGUUUUAUAAGAGAGAAUUGGGGAGGGGCAGGAUGGGGAAUUCCUUGGUUGUGGAACACACACACACACACACACACACACACUCCUCUGAGAGUCCGAACAGGGGAACAAAUUCUUGGCAAGUGAACACAUUUUGUUUUCUUGCGGCAAUAUGUCCUGAUGGACGGGUCUCUGAAGGGCCAGUCCAUCGCACACUUAGCUCUGUGGGUGCAGCUCAGAUGAUUUAGGGAGAAUCAAACCUCUUCGAUUUGGGAUGAGGGAGAAGGAGAUGGGUAGGGGAUAAUAUAAGGUAUAACUUAAGCUAAAUGUAACCUAUUUAUAAAGCAAGAGACUCUCAUCUAUUUUUAUGAAAGCAAAGGUUUUGUAAUCUAGGCUAGGCAGUUGUGGUGGCCCAGCAUUUUUCCGUGGGCACGGUGCAUGUUGCUGCUGGAUUUCAUAUAAUCGGUACCCCCACCCUGUCUCCCUGUCCUCACCGCCUACUCUCCACACCCAUGAGCCGGCUUCGGCAGAGCAUGGGCCCCACCUCACCCCAGUUCCCUUGUUCCCUGAUCCCGCAGCUCCUGGGUCCUUGGAAGUCUUAUGGGGGGAGGGCGCUUGUGGGA